Molecule: messenger RNA, 4279 nt
Organism: Coregonus clupeaformis (lake whitefish)
Lineage: Eukaryota; Metazoa; Chordata; Actinopteri; Salmoniformes; Salmonidae
Gene: sytl2a
Product: synaptotagmin-like 2a
Exons: 12
Coding region: 170-3721 (1183 amino acids)
Biological process (GO): intracellular protein transport; exocytosis
Cellular component (GO): plasma membrane; exocytic vesicle
Molecular function (GO): small GTPase binding; neurexin family protein binding
Source: RefSeq, a predicted model, not a curated record
GGCCCAGGGGCUCUCCCCCACCAAGAUAACAGAGGAGGACGGUCACUCCGUGGUUAAGGUCCGAGACUGGUUCAGCUGGGACCUGGGAAGCAGUAACAAGCCACAGGCACAGCUCCCCCAACAACCCAGUGAUGAACCAGUGACUCCUGUCGACGUCAUCACAGAUGAGAUGCCAAGUGAUGCUGCCUCUAAGAAGCCAUCUAAUCAUGUGUCUCCAAAGCCUCUGAGAGGGCUCCUAGGGAUAUUUAGUAGAGGGGAAGCAAGAGAAGAGAGAAUCCCUGAGCUGCAAAGCCCAGUUAAAGAGGAGGUGAUCCUCUCUGAACAGAAAGAGCUUGACGAUGCCAUCCUGAACUUCGUCAAAUGCCAAUCCACUGUGAAUACUUAUUCUGACCAGCAGCAAGAUCUGCAUAAAUGUGCUACUGACAAACAGUCAGCUAAAAACGACGAGACACCAGAGGUUAGAGAACUAGUGCUUAAAAAAGAAAUAGACCAAACUCAACAGGAGCCAGAGGGAGUAGAUACAAUUCCAGAUAAACUCUCCAACUUUAAAUCAUUUUGGGAAAGAGAAAUUGGCCCUAAAAUACUGCUCAGUAAACUAAGCACUGAUACAACGAGGUGUGAAGUACUUGUCAGUGCUGGGGAUACUUGUGACCAGAAAAUGCAUGAUUUUGGUGAAGAGUUUGCCAAGGCUGAGACUGUUGAAGCAUCAUCAUCUUUUCAAAAUAUUCAGCUUGACCUCGACACUAGUGGCAUGAGAAAGUCCAAUAACUUUGGAGCAAUAAGCAAUGAUAGUAAUGACACACAUAUGCUGAUUACCCAUCCCGUCUCCCAAAAUGUGGAAACCUCAGAGCACUGUAACAUAGACCUCAAUGCUGCUCUGUCAUAUGACGAAAAGUCCUCAUCUUCCAUCGAAAGCAACUACAUGUCAAAAACAUCAGGUGACAAAGGUACAUUCAGGGAUAAACCCAUCCUUAUCUCUAAAGAGCAUUCCAGUUCAUCUGUGGGCUUGACAGUGCCUUCUCAGACUGUCCCGCCAGAUGAGGUGGCCAUUCCUUUACCUGUUUCUCCAUCCAGUCACCGCACAAGCCGGCAGGGGCGUGUCCCAGUGCCCCUCGUUAGACGGUCCCUCAGUCAACAGGAAAGCAGGAAGGCCAAGAUCAAUAACCUCAAGUCCUUCUGGGAGAAGGAGAAUAGUGGACCAAGGGUCAUUGUUAGCAAACCAAAGGAGGCUUUAGAUAGUCAAACCCAUCCAUGCUCAGAAACAUCUCCAGUUCACCACUCAAUUGCCACUUCUCAGUCUGAUCUAAGACCAACUGAAACUGACCUAGGGAAGGGUGACUAUGACAAGCAAAGCUCUUUCUUAUACGGAGUAAAGGCUAGCGACUCCGACUUGUCCGUGACUGAAAGAAUAGAAAAGGGUUUCAUCAAAAGGAGUUCAGACUCAUCACUACCAACCCUGUCUCAAGAAAGGCCCUUAAGUCCUAAAACACCUCUGCCUAGAUCUGAAAUGCCAAAGUGGAAAGACACAACUGACGAUGAACUUAAGAGAAGUCCUUCAAAGACCUGUCAUCCAAAAGCCCUGCCCAGAUAUUCAUCCAGUUUCCAAGGAGCCAGGCGUGAUAGUUCUCCAUUAACAACCUUCUCCAUAGACAUUGCCUUACUCACAAGGGAAAAUCAGGAUGAUCCAGAGAGAGCAACAUCAGUGGUUAAACAGAGAAAAGGACUCUCACGUGAAGCAAUUCUGUCAGGAUCAGAGUCCACCAAACCUACCCUAGGAAUCACAUCUACCCCUCCACAGUUUAGACUUGAAGAGGAGGGGCAGGAUCACCUGACCUUGCCACGUAGAGGCUCGGCACAGAGCUCACUAACUUCUAUGAUGUCCCCGCUAUCACCCACUAGGUCGCUCCCUUGCCCCGUCAGAAGGACAAGUUUAGGGAACCUAAGUGUACAGGAGGGCAGUCCUCACCGGUCCACUGGGCCAAAUCAUGGGGACCCGCAUGUAAGAGCCUCUGAAGCUGGCAAGAUUGGCCAACAGCCCGUCAAUAGGGAUCCUGUUGAAAGAAAGCUUUCGGGAGCAUCGGAAGACUCUGAAACAUAUCCCCGCCUUGCAAGGUCUUUCAUUCCCGAGAGCAAUCAGCAUUAUUUGGGGCUCGCUGAGUGGACACACAUCCCUCAGUUUAUCGCAGACAAAGUGGGGAAUGGCCAUCUGAGUCCCACUGUCCCCACUCCAUUGCUCCUGAGCAUGAGAAGCAGUGAGGGGAGUCCAUCUUGGAUCAGUCCUAGGUCCAUGGAGAAUGUCGAUGUUGGCUUAUCCAGAGGAAGCAUGCCUGAGAUCUGGUCUCAAUCUCGGGCAAGUUCAAGCUGUCAUGAUGAGAACUUAAGCCCUAUCAGGGUAGAGUUGAAACAAAUGUCUUCAAGACCCUUAUCCAGAAGUCUGGAGGAGGUUGUAUCACCGCCAAAACGAGAAGAAAGAAGUACAAUUCAUCUAAGUGUGGAUGAUGUCUCUGCAGUGCCUCCCUCCUCCCUCUCCCUCCUCCCUCCUCCCUCUUCCUCUUCCCUCUCAGUCCCGGAGCAGAUGAAGAAUAUGAGCAAGUCGGUGUCUGCUUUGCAGGAUGAGAAGGAUGGCAGAGACAGUGACUGCACCUCAGUGAAAAGUCUCAACUUCAGCUGGAAAAAGCGGACGGGCAGUUCCCUCACUAACCUUAGCCUCUCCUCUGGCAUGGCGUCCAUGUCCUCUGUGAGCGGCAGUGUGGCAAGCAUCUACAGUGGAGUAGAUGGGAAUGUGGAGGUGAAGGGAACAAUCCGGUUUGCAUUGAAUUACGUCCAGAAGCUCGGGGAGUUCCACAUCUUUGUUGUCCACUGCAGAGAUCUUGCCGUGGCAGAACCCAAGAAGAACCGUUCCGAUCCAUAUGUGAAAUGUUACCUCUUACCGGACAUAGCAAAGAUGGGAAAGAGAAAAACCAGUGUGAAAAAGAAGACCUUGAACCCCACCUACAAUGAGAUCCUUAGGUUUAAAGUUACCAUGGAGACCCUCAAGACUCGAUCACUUAAUGUCUCCAUGUGGCACAACGAUAACUUUGGACGGAACAGCUUCCUUGGCGAGGUGGACUUGGAUUUGUCUGAAUGGGACUUUAGCAACACACAGAUGAAUGACUAUGCUUUGAAAGCAAGGAUUUCGACACAGUCUCUCAGUCCCUCUCACUCCCAAUCUAUUGACCAUCGAGGAAUGAUGAGAAUAGGAUUGCGUUUCCUGCCACAGAUCUCCUACAGUAAGAGGUCAUCCAAAACAGAGACGGGUGAGGUGCAGAUUUGGGUAAAAGACUGCAAGAACCUGCCUGCUGUCAGGGGUGCGAUCAUGGACCCCUUUGUGAAAUGCACCGUGCUUCCAGACACAAGCAGGAAAAGCCGACAGAAGACUCGGGUGGUGAAGAAGACGGCCAACCCCAUGUUCAAUCACACCAUGGUCUACGAUGGCUUUCGGCCAGACGACCUACGAGAGGCCUGCGUUGAAGUCACGGUGUGGGAUCACGACCGGCUCGCUAACCAUUUCAUUGGGGGCUUAAGGCUGGGCCUUGGAACAGGUAAAAGUUAUGGGUUGGAGGUGGAUUGGAUGGAUUCAACCUCUGAAGAAGCAAGUUUCUGGGAGAGAAUGAUGCAUUCUCACAAUGAAUGGGUCGAGGAUGUUUUACCCUUGAGAAUGUUGAUAAUGGCAAGAAGUUGAUCAAAAUAAGAUGGUGUGUGAAAGGUUGUAUGACAAAAUGAGAAGAAUGUUGCUCAUUGGGUGUAUCAGUUUGAUGAAGUUUAUAACUGAUAAUGUAAUCAGUAAUAUAAUCUCUCACUUUUGUAGGGGAAAGAACAUACAGGCAUAUUGGAGUAUUGUGCUUGGUGCUUAGAUUCUUCUUAGAACUACAUUACAAAUGGGUAUUUUAUUUUUUGAAAGAUUAAAAUUUUACAUAAUCGUGUUUGUUGUCAUACUGAUCAAAUACCUACUCACAAAUUGUUAAGAUAUAGAUAGGUUAUGUUUUAAUUGAUUCAUUGCAAUUCAUAUUGAUCACUAUUUGUAUAUAAUCCUAUAUAUGUUUUCAUAAUGUUAUUCCAUGGUAAAUGAACUGAAGAGAAUGUUUCCACUAUUGAUACAACAGCAUAUAUAAUCAGAAAUGUGGUGUUAUGUUUUCAUUGUUGUCUUUGUGAAAUAUAUUUAUUCACAUUACUCAAUAUAGUAACAGCAUAUGUUUUUCAUCAAAGUUAAUGUUUCCACUAAUUCAGGCACCCCAACAAU